Penicillium subrubescens is the source of this 951-nucleotide messenger RNA. RefSeq lists its product as uncharacterized. The record is from RefSeq and is a predicted model, not a curated record. Bases 1 to 951 code for a protein of 316 amino acids. Gene Ontology annotation, molecular function: oxidoreductase activity, acting on the CH-OH group of donors, NAD or NADP as acceptor. The transcript is spliced from 4 exons. Lineage: Eukaryota; Fungi; Ascomycota; Eurotiomycetes; Eurotiales; Aspergillaceae.
AUGACUUUCGACUUGCAGGCACUCAUCUCUGAGUAUUCCUCAUGGCCACCAGCGACCGCCUGGAAGGUUGUUCCGCCCUUUACUCUCCUGUGGGCUGCUUAUCACAUCAACCAGUAUCUCAACACCCGUGCUCUCAAUAAUGGUGUUCAAGCCACCUUCGAUUGGAAAAAGGAAAUUGUGCUUGUGACUGGGGGCUCAGAUGGAAUCGGGGCAGCGACGGUCCUGAAGUUGGCUGAGCGCGGGACUGCUGUGAUUGUGCUCGACAUCCGGCCGUUGAAGUUUGAUGCUCCAAAAAAUGUGCACUAUUAUCGAUGCGACUUGACAAACCAGUCAGAGCUAAAAUCGGUCGCUGAGACUCUCCGUCGAGAGGUUGGUACGCCCACCUGCGUCGUGGCUAACGCAGGCAUUUGUCGCGGCAAACCAUUGCUCCACGCCACACCACGAGACAUUGAAUUAACAUUUGCGGUGAACAAUCUGGGUCUGGUUUGGGCGGCGCAGACUUUCCUUCCCGAUAUGGUCGCGCAAAACCAUGGCCACUUCCUGAUCAUGGCAUCACAGACAGCCCAUCUAGCCACGGCCGGAGUGGUAGACUACGCUGCAACAAAAUCCGCCGCGCUGGCAAUCUACGAGGGUCUUCAAACUGAAUUACGCCAUAUCUACCGUGCACCUGCGGUGCGAGUUUCUUGUGUCGCUCCCUCGGCCGUGCAGACCAAGAUGUUCCGUGGCAUUCAGACACCUGCCUCUGUCACGCUGUUGAAGCCUUCUGAUGUUGGCUCACUUGUUGCGGAGAUUCUUUGGAGCGGAAGAGCGCAGAAUAGGAUGACACCUGCCUUGGCUUAUAUUUCGCCCCCGACCAGAGCACUUCCAGAUUGGAUGCGGGUGGCAUUUCAGGAUCUUGGGAAGGAUGUCAUGUCGACUCUUUCUCCCCACCAGCCGAUGGAUGAGGAAUAG